AUGGCCAGAUUCACCAUUGAGAUCGAGGUUUAUUCUGACCUCAUUUGCGCGUGGUGCUACAUCGGCAAGCGAGCCCUCGACAAGGCCAUCCACUUGUACAAGACAGAGCAUCCCGACGUCGAGUUCAGGCUGACAUGGAAACCCUACAUGCUGUGGCCCAACGCAGGCGUCUCGGCGUACCGAAAGUGGGCGAUACUAGAGCACAUCUUCGGCCCCCGCGCGCUCUCCAUCCGGAGUCGGAUCGACCAGCUGGGCGAGCGAUACGGCAUCAGCUUCAGGUGGGAGGGCAGGUCGGGCAACACGCGGGACGCCCACAAGCUGAUCCUGCUCGCGAUGGAGCGAGACGCCGCCGCCGCC
Molecule: messenger RNA, 357 nt
Organism: Thermothelomyces thermophilus ATCC 42464
Lineage: Eukaryota; Fungi; Ascomycota; Sordariomycetes; Sordariales; Chaetomiaceae
Exons: 2
Molecular function (GO): oxidoreductase activity
Source: RefSeq, a predicted model, not a curated record